CCAGAGCUGUUUCUCGAGUCGUCGUUAGGGCUGCCGCUGUGGCCUGCUAGCGUAGUUCGAGCCAACGCUGUAUUCCUGUCCUGGCACAAGUUGUCGGAUGCUUCUGUUGCGGCGCUAGCCUAAGCUCUCGCGCUGAAGUCGUUGCUGCGCUUUAGCAUCACCAACCCCUAUCGUCGCUUCUACCACUCACCUCUUGCAGGCGACUUACCGCCGAAGCGACCUGCAGUGCGCUCCGUCCGCAUAGCAGCCGAAGCAGUGGUUGUGAGAAACGGGAACUACUUGACAUUUGAGUCGACUCAAACUUUUGACAGGGUGCUUUUUGGAAUUCUCAGAACCACCUUCCAUUCUCGUUGCAGCCGAAGCAGUAGCCGAGAGAAAGCGGAACGACUUGAAAGGGGGACGCCGUUAAGGCGUGCUGAGCGCAUUACCAUCUUGACCCGCCAAGUAUCCGGGCGAAACGGCUUCAAGUAACAGCGACUGGGGACAGCAGAGAAAUACCUCACCUCCUCUCGCCUCCUCUCACCCCCUCGCGCCUCCUCUCGCCUCCUCUCGCCACCUCUUACCUCCUCUCUCCACUCACCCCUUCACACCUCCUCUCACCUCCUCACACCUCUUCUCACUUCCUUGCACCUCUUCUCACUUUCUUGCACCUCUUCUCACUUCCUUGCACCUCUUCUCACUUUCUUGCACCUCUUCUCACUUCCUUGCACCUCUUCUCACUUCCUUGCACCUCCACUCACCUCCUCACACCUCUUCUCACCUCCUCUCACCUUGUCUCACUUCCUUGCACCUCCUCUCACCUCUUCUCACCUCCUUGCACCUCCUCUCAGCUCGCAAUGAAGGAGUGGUAUACCAAGGCACCUCCAGCGAGCCGACCAGCGGCGGAUGGAGAAGCCGAAGAAGCCGGAGAAUCCGGAGCAGGGCGGCGGGUGCUGAUGUGGCGGGAUAAGGCCGUGUACCAAGUGCUCUGGAAGUACGGGAUGCACGCGAUUGGCCCACUGCAAGCCGUGCUGGACAAGAUCGACCUCAGGAUCACCCAUAACAGAGUCAUUCAACCCAAAAAGGAUUUUGACCAAUACCCGGCCAGCAUUCACCGUGCUCUCAAGCGUCUCAUGGAGUACCGCCAGAGCCUGCCGCCCAGACCGGGCAAGGCGGGCGGCAGUGGAGGUCCGGGGUGUUGGAAGCGCAGGAGGAUGCAGGGGAAGUGGCCGCGGCGGUUCAAAGAAACCUGCUUCUUCCUGGAUGCCGCCGGCGUGCCCUGCCCCGCUGGCUGGCAGCUGCAGGUCGAGGCAGCAGCUGCUGCUGCGGCUGCGACUGGUGGUGGUGGUGGUGGUGGUGGUGGGUGUGUGAAUUUGAGGGCUUUUAAGGGCGUGAUGAAGUCUCAAUCUGCUGCUGCUGCUGCCACCGCUGCUGGAUUGAGCGUGUUCCGUGUUGCCAAUGGCGGUGGGUUGAAGAUCUCAGCGACCCUGCUGCAGCUGGCUGGUUCGGACUCAAAGGCGGCUCAGAAUGAAGCACGGGCACGUGCAGGCUAUGCUGGUUUGAACCCGCCCAGGGUUCCCUCUUCUGAUCCUAACACCCGUCCAGGGGGCCGGCCCCGAAAGGACCUUGCUGCCAAUGCCGCCUCUGGUGACCCCACCGCCUCCAAAGCUCCUGCAGCCGCUCCCACCGCACACCUCCCUAGGCAGGGGCUGCGUGGUAUGAAGAGGAAGGCAGAGGGUGCGAGAGAGGAGGUGAGGAGAGGCAGGAGAAGGGGAGGGAGUGAGGAGGAAGAGCAAGGGGAGGAGGAAGAGCAAUUGGAGCCAGGAGUGGGUGGGGAUGGGCGUGAUGAUAGUGAGGGGGAGGUCGUGGACGAGGGUGGUUGUGGGAAAGAGAGGGGCGGGAAAGGGAAAGGGGGGGGCGGAAGAGGGAACGAGGGGGGCGGGAAAGGGAAAGAGACAGGCUCAAAAGCAAAAGAGGGGGGUGCAGAGAGCAAGGUGGAGCCGUGGUACUGCAAGACGAAGGCAGUGAGCAGGACGAGGACGACGGUGAAUCUGGCAGUGAAGGCAACAAAGGAGAAGCUGUGUGAAAUAGGGGAGCGUGCAGAGGAGGCGGAUAGGCAGAUGGUGGAGGCGAGGAGGGCGCUGGUGGAGAAGUACUGGGGGAUUCUCAAAGCAGAGCUGAAGAAGGGCGAGCAGGAGGAGAGGCGCGUGCUGGCUGAGGUCGCUGCCAGGGGCGAGGCUAGGCUGGCCCGCAGGGUUGCAUGUCUCAAUCGGUUGAUGGAUGAUCGACUGGGAGUAAAGCACAUGUAGCUUUGUGGCCUGUUGUCUGGAUGAUUCUGAAUGCAGUGGUUGAGAUUGGGGGUGGGGGGGGGUGGGGGGGGGAAUGCGGGGGGGGGAGAGAAGAGAGGGGUGCUGGCAAAGGUGGCUGAGACUGCGAGGGUUGAUUGAGGCCAAGCUGGCCCUGAGGGUUGCUUUGCAUGUCUCAAUCUUCGAGGCGUCUCAAAAGUUGAAUGCUUUGGGAGUAGAGCACUUAGCUUAGUGACCUGUUGCAGUGAAGUCUGGUCGCUGCUGCUCGAUUGUGUGUUCAAAUAUUGUAGUAGCGAACAAGAUGUGGAGUGAGUAGGUGAGUUUCUUUGCUGGGCUGAAGGCGAACCGAAGCAGACAAGACGCAGGUGGAGCGGGCAAGGAAGAAGGUGAGGCGGGGAGGAGUGCUCAACCAGCUGAGAGGACGAGACAAGCGAGUGAGAUGACAUAACAGAGGGGAGCAACAGGAAACUGAGGUAGAAUGCAGUAUUGAGGCAUCGGCGGAUCAAGCGGGGGCAACGGAGCAGCGGUUUGAAAUAGGGAAGCGGAUUAGCAGUUACCAAGUGAAUGAUGAGGGGGGGAAAGAGACUGCUGCUGUGACACACCAACUUGGCACAUUGUGUGUCAACCAGCACAGCAAAGCAAGUGCAUGUUUUACCAUACU
This is a messenger RNA of Closterium sp. NIES-67, 2946 nucleotides long. The record is from the annotation of a GenBank genome assembly. Lineage: Eukaryota; Viridiplantae; Streptophyta; Zygnematophyceae; Desmidiales; Closteriaceae.